UUCAGAAAUAAAUCACACAAACCCAGCCAAAAAACCUUAGCACUGUAAGCCUACACCACCGCUGCAAGGAGUGGCAUACUGCCGCCGUCCGUCGCACUCAAAGUUCGCCAUCUGUCCGUCUAUCUAGCUUUCCUCGUGCUCCAGUCUUCAACCCCUGUUCGCUGUCACCGAUCGCGGCUGCUUCCUCGAGCUCGGCGUCCGUCGUCUUUGUCUGCUCAGCCGCGCUUCCGUCGCCGUUUGUUUGCCGUUCACGUUCGCGUCUUUGUUCAGCUGUUGUCUUCGUUCGCGUUCUUCACCGUUCACGUUCGCUGGGCGUUCACUCGCCGUUCACCGUUCGAGUUCGCAUUCGCGUUCGUCUGGAAGCCACUUUGCACUGCUUCAAACUCUGCGACCAACCCGCGCGCUCCACCUAGCCGUUGAACUGCUCUCUUUUGUCGCCGCCUCUCGUCAAUUUCCAUUGGAAAGAACAAACUGUGGAGUUGGAAACCCUCACUGGCAACUACCAUCCCAAUCCAAACCAUGUUGGGUCUCCGCAAUGCCACGAAUGUUGUUCUCCGCCUUCGUCAAAGCCUUUCCGUUUGGGGCGUGCGUGCACAAAAUAUAAACAUUGGAGGUGGUGUUGGAGGUGAAAUCCCUGACCAGAAGCGCCUCCAAUAUGCUCUUCAGCAUAUCCAUGGCAUUGGGCGUUCCAAGGCUCAUCACAUUGUCUGCGAGCUCGGUGUCGAAAACAAAUAUGUUAGAGACCUUAGCAAGAGAGAGUUUUACUCCCUUCGCGAAUUGCUUUCCAAGUACUUGAUUGGGAAUGAUUUGAAAAAAUGUGUUGAAAGAGAUGUGGGGAGGUUGGUGGGCAUUCAGUGCUACAGAGGCAUCAGGCAUGUCGAUGGCUUACCCUGUCGAGGCCAGCGAACUCAUACCAAUGCCCGCACCAGGAAGAGCAGGCCUACUUGGAGGGGAACAAGAUGAAGAUGAAUAUUGGAUGAAUAUUGCUGCUUGUGAUCAAUCAACAGAUGAGUUGUGUUUUAGUCUUUUAGCUCCGCUAUAAAAGCUAAUUGAAUAAGUUCUUGUUUUUAUGGCAGUUGAUUAGUAAUAGUUUAUUGUCUUUAAGUUGGUACUGUCAAUCAUUUGUGCUGAUUGCAUAGGUGUUUUUUUUCUGUUUCCCUAUUUGCUUGAAGAACUAUGAAUCAUCUUGAAGUGGAAUUUGAGUUCCUACCAAUUUAUGAAGGUUCAACUUAGAACUUCUUUUGUGUCUGUAGUUCCAAAUAUUCCAGUUUAUUGAUUGAGUGCAAUUCUAUUUUUUCAUAUUCUUCCUAUA
This is a messenger RNA of Arachis stenosperma, 1312 nucleotides long. Its product is annotated as small ribosomal subunit protein S13, mitochondrial-like. Gene Ontology annotation, molecular function: structural constituent of ribosome; RNA binding. Bases 520 to 963 code for a protein of 147 amino acids. NCBI's taxonomy places the organism in Eukaryota, Viridiplantae, Streptophyta, Magnoliopsida, Fabales, Fabaceae. The transcript is spliced from 4 exons. The record is from RefSeq and is a predicted model, not a curated record. Gene Ontology annotation, biological process: translation. Gene Ontology annotation, cellular component: small ribosomal subunit; ribosome; mitochondrion.